This is a messenger RNA of Chiloscyllium plagiosum (whitespotted bambooshark), 3061 nucleotides long. Lineage: Eukaryota; Metazoa; Chordata; Chondrichthyes; Orectolobiformes; Hemiscylliidae. The record is from RefSeq and is a predicted model, not a curated record.
UCGCUCCCCGCACCGGGGUCAAUAGUCGCGUCCUGAACCGUGAGCCUCCCCCCUCUCUCUCUGACUGUCUCUCCACAGAUGCUGCUAAGCUCCUUUCGCAAUAUUUCCUGUUAGUUAGAGUCUGGGUGACGCUUGCUCCCGGUACCCAGGCUGAAGAGUCCAGGAGACCAUCAGGUAUGUCAGCGAAUAACUUCCACCUGAACCAAGCAUCGGAUUUAUUCACCCGAUUCCCCGGGGUGGAUGUGGCAGAUGAAGAGAGCCAGCUGAGGGAGGAUCUCAAAUAUUUCUUCAUGAGUCCGUGUGAAAAAUACAGAGCCAGGCGGCAACUUCCUUGGAAGCUGUGCUUGCAGAUUUUGAAAAUUGUCAUGGUGACGACACAGCUGAUUCUGUUUGGGCUGAGUAACCAACUCGUUGCGUCCUUUAAAGAGGAAAAUACCAUCACCUUUAAGCACCUCUUCCUGAAAGGAUACCAAGGGCCAGAUGAGACUGAUGGCAGUUUUAUCAUCUACACCCAGCAAGACGUUUAUGGUAGCAUGUUUUACAUUAUUAACCAGUAUUUGCAGCUGCAGAAUAUGACUGUGGGGAAUUACGCCUACGAUGCAGAUAAAGAGAAUGGGUCCACCUUGCGGAUUUGUAAGCAGCUGUUUAUGAAAGAUGUGCCGAUACCCUCCAGGGACAAACUGCAAAUCAACCCAAGCAUUGUAACAGAAUGCAUAAAUAUAGAAUCAGCUUCUGCAAUAGGGGACUCCUUUAAAGAAUGGAAAAUGACCAAUGCAUCAUUUUUUGACAUUGAAUUUUACAGGUUGAUACUUAUAGAAAUCAUCUUUAAACUGAAGGGGAUAGACCUACAAACUAUUCGCAACAAUGAAUUACCGGACUGCUAUCAGUUUACAAUCACUAUUACCUUUGACAACACAGCCCACAGUGGGAUCAUUAAAGUAAAGUUGGAGAGUGAGACCACCGUUACAGAGUGUAAAGAGUGGAAGAUUUCCGGAUCCCUCUCAAAGAACACACACUAUAUCCUGAUCUUUGAUGCCUGUGUCAUGUUGAGUUGCCUGAUGUCACUUGUCCUGUGUACCCGAUCUAUUAUCCUCGGUCUCCAGUUACACAAGAGAUUUGUCACAUUCUUUCAGAGGAGAUGCAACCAGAGGGUGUGUUUAUCAGAUCAGUUGGAGUUCCUGAAUGGUUGGUAUAUCCUGAUCAUUAUCAGUGACCUUUUCACUGUCACAGGCUCUAUCAUGAAGAUGGAGAUCACGGCCAAGAACCUUACAACGUACGACAUCUGUAGCAUUUUCUUGGGCACCUCUACCUUGUUCACUUGGGUCGGAGUCAUCAGAUACCUGGGCUACUUCCAGAAAUAUAACGUGCUCAUUUUAACAAUGCAAGGAGCUUUGCCCAAAGUACUGCGGUUCUGUUGCUGUGCUGGCAUGAUCUACCUGGGCUAUAUGUUCUGUGGGUGGAUCGUAUUGGGACCAUAUCAUUCGAAGUUUGAAAAGCUAAGCACUGUUGCUGAGUGUCUUUUUUCUCUCAUCAAUGGUGAUGACAUGUUUGCAACAUUCGCUGAAAUUCAGGAGAAAAGUAACUUGCUCUGGCUGUUCAGCAGAGUCUACUUAUAUUCCUUCAUCAGCCUGUUCAUCUACAUGGUCCUCAGUCUCUUCAUUGCCCUCAUCACUGAUACUUAUGAAACUAUUAAGAAAUUUCAACUGAAUGGAUUUCCACAGACAGACCUCCACAUUUUCAUGAGAGUCUGCACAAUGACACCUGAACUGAGCAGGGAUGCACUGACAUACAAGGAAUCAAAGGGAGUGAAAAGAUAAAGUGUGGAACUGGACUGAGGCCUCAAUCCGAUCAGCUAUGAUCUCGAUGAAUGACGGAAUCAGGAACAUCCACCUCCUAUGAAUUAAUCAAAAAAGUCACGGUUGUAAUGUCGGAAAUAGAGCAGUCGGUUUAUGUAUCACCAGCUCCCACAAGCAAUAUUGUGGGAAUGGGCUUGUAUUCUGUUCCAAUGAUGUUGGUUGAGAAAUAAAUAUUGACCAGAGCACCAGAGUGUCUUCUUGGGACAGUGGUUCUCACAUCUUUCAUGUUCACCUGAGAUGGAGAGUGUCUUCAUUUGAAGUCUCAUCCACAAGAGCAAACCUCUGACAAUGCAGCAUGGCCUCAGGACAGCAUUGGAAGGUCGCCUGUUAUGUUCCCAACUGAUUUAUCACUGGACAAAUCAGAUUCCAAAGUUAAAUCUGGCUGGAUGGAUCUGAUUUUGUUUUCCAAUCUAACACUGUGGACUUUCAGUAAAACAUAAGCACGCCAAGCUGCAGAUUUGGUUUCAACAAUAGAAAGAAGUUUGUCAUUCCAAAGAAUGACGCUGCAGCUCUGAGGAAGAUGAUCAGCUGCUAAUAUAAACCUGGCUUUCAGUGACUCUUGUGUUUCUGAAUAUUGUAGUUAUUGGAGUAAUGAGCCCAGCGUGCACUGCCAAAAUGGCCACCCAUUUAAUAAAACGAAUGACUGAUGCAAAGACUCCCUCUGACUGACCAUAAUUAGUGUCAUUCAAGUGGAAAGGAAGAAAUUCACUGUGUGUACUUUUUCUAACUGGUUGGACACUGGAAAAUUUUAUAAUGUACUCUUGGCAAGCUGUAUGUGUGCUGCACAGGUACAUCAGAUACCUCUCCAACUGGGCAAUGCAGUUGCCCAGUACUUAUCAAUUGCAACCUGAUCUUGUAUUUCACUUUGUAUGUACUGAACUUUUGCAUUUUAAAAACUCUAUAUCUGAAAGCUUGGGAUUUUUCUGCCAUUUUUACAUUCUUGUCUGUGUUUGUCACGUCAAUGUAAGAUAAAAAUUCUCUUCCAAACCUUUACUGGUCAUUACAGAAAACAUCUCAUUCACUUUGUUCAUGUGAUUUUUCUGAAUCACAUCCUUUCUAAAAAAAAACAAACUGUAAAACUAUGGAGCUAUAAAAAUGGAAAUACGGAUCAGAACUGACUUGAUUGUAAUUUGUUGAAGUUCAGUUUGUCGGUGGGAGGAUGAUUGUUUCCCAUUAAAUAAAGUGGAUGCUAUAUUUUAAUUUCU